Bombina bombina (fire-bellied toad) is the source of this 482-nucleotide messenger RNA. RefSeq names its product succinate dehydrogenase complex assembly factor 1 (gene SDHAF1). The record is from RefSeq and is a predicted model, not a curated record. Lineage: Eukaryota; Metazoa; Chordata; Amphibia; Anura; Bombinatoridae. Bases 83 to 334 code for a protein of 83 amino acids. Gene Ontology annotation, biological process: mitochondrial respiratory chain complex II assembly. The transcript has 2 exons. Gene Ontology annotation, cellular component: mitochondrion.
CAGGAAACGUCUUUAGCCACCAUUAGUUUUGCUUCGGGAAGCGCGAGCAUGGGCUGAAGGACCUCAGCCAACAUCUGAAAGAAUGAUACGACACAGUAAAAUCCAGAAGCUGAUUCUAAGUCUGUAUAAAGAGUUCUUAAGAGCUGGGAAGGAAAAACCUGGGUUUUUGCCUCGAAUUCAGGAUGAAUUUCGAACGAAUGCAAAGAUUCCAAAAACAGAUGUUAUGCACAUUGAAUAUCUUAUACGCCGUGGCCAGCGUCAGCUAGAACAGCUAAAAGAUGUUAAUACUAAACAACUGGGAGCUUUUGUGAAGGACUCUAGGUCAAACAAAUAAUCGUCUUGUGGUUUUGAAAUUUGAUCAGUGAACUGUUUUGUGUAGAUUAUGUAAAUUUAGUUGUAUUUAAAUUUUGUAACAUAUUGUAUAUAAAAUUACUCAUUCUAUUGUAUAUUUAAGACUGUAUAUAAAUUCAAAUAUAAGUGAA